Messenger RNA from Aspergillus nidulans FGSC A4, 1659 nucleotides. RefSeq lists its product as uncharacterized. The record is from RefSeq and is a predicted model, not a curated record. The transcript is spliced from 2 exons. NCBI's taxonomy places the organism in Eukaryota, Fungi, Ascomycota, Eurotiomycetes, Eurotiales, Aspergillaceae. The coding region runs from base 1 to 1659 and encodes 552 amino acids.
AUGCCUGCGCUGUAUCUUGAAGCUCGUCCGACCAUGGCCUUCGCCUACGAUCAUGACGCGGAGUUUUGGGGUGCGUUGAUCAACCCCGACAAGAGUCCGUCGCCUCUGCUCGAGCAACUGUGUCUGGGAAUAGCUCAAUUGAUGACUACGUUUGACAACCUCCCCAUCGCCGACCUCACCCCCGCACGACUGGCGCAGUUCUAUCGAAAAGUCGGCGGCAAUUACGACGUCCUCUUCCUCGAAACCAAACCGUCUGCUCUCUCCUUCAUCUACCAGCGUCUUGGUUGCUUUCAUAGCAUACAGCCCUCGUCCGAUCCGUACAAACCUCCUUCGAUUCCUGCGUUGCAGCCCCACGGUUUCGUGCGCUGGCAGACGAUUCAACUCCUACUAGACCCCGAUGAGCACGUUUCUUAUCUUCAAAAUGCAGUGGAGCGGUGGGAUAUCUUCAGCCCUAACGGCACGUUGUUCCCGAAAACGAUUCCCCGCGAGGCGUUCCCGGGGGGCCCAGACCCAGAGAUGAUCCAGUGGCACGAGACGGUCAGCCAAAAGUUUGAGUUCGAUUACUGGAAGAAGAACCUGAUGGACGCAUCUCCGAAGUCCGAUCCGUACAAUAGCAAGUGCGCUCAGAAGGAGACGCCGACGCCAAAUAAGGAGGAGGAGUUUUCCCAAAAUCACCACCCCCGAGCGUCCAGUCACCGCUACGCAGUACCCGCAGAGGCGCAGACAACCCGCCGCCAUCAACGACGCCAAAGUGCCGACGUCCCAAAAACAUCGCACAAAUCGCAGACCAACCUACUUCAUCGCUCAGCUGAGUUUGUAAGCGGUUACACCUCCCCACGUGCACCAUCUCCGCCGGCAUGGCCAAAGCAUGCAUCGAAAAGCCGAGGCCGCGAGCGCAAGAGCUACUCCCGCCCUGCCAGCCCUGAGUAUGCCCACGGACACAGCGCUUCAGAUGCGUCAUCCGAGGACUCUGGCACUGCAACUCAAGAACCCAUCUCGCCGCGAUACGGCCACCAUCGGAAUCUCUCCCCGCCGCACGCGCCACAUGCCCGCCGGCAUUCCCACGAAGCGUACUCUCGCCGACCGCACCGAGAACUCUCCCCGGACUCUCAGCGACGGUAUGCCUACCGGGAAGCGUUCAAUUUCAGCUCCAACCGGCCCUACGACUCGGAUAGCGGGCGCGGCCCGCGCCAACCAAGAGUCUACAUCGACGAAGUGCGUCAGUCGCGAACCCCAGGGCCAUCUCCUAGCUACGCGGAGCCCGUCUUCCGCGAGUCCGCUACCGUCCCGACGAGCCCUGUCUACGGCCAUGCACACCCCCUUCCUAUCCACCCUAUCCAUCCGCGCUUCGUGAACGUGGCCAGUUCCGGGCCUAACCCGGCAUAUAUGGUGCACCAGCAGAUGCCAAUGCAGGUCCCGCCCGAGCUCGACGCAAACGUUAUGGAUGACCCGCGACGGAACGGAUACCGGGGCAGCCAGACUCCGAAUCCGAGCGGAAGCGGCAGUGGCGUCACGUAUCGUCGGCCACGGUUCGCUUCUGUAGGCGAUUUCCAGCCGCCGGGUUGGUCGAGCCAUGCGGUGCACGGCAAAGGACGACCCGUUCCUCCCGGUGUCUUGGAAGCAGAAUACGGCAGAAGGUCGUCGAUGUAUGACCGAUAA